AUGGCCUAUAAGGAACAAGGCAGCAGUGGUCAACGGACUUUCAUGGGGACUGUUCGUGGUGGCUACAGCAUUUGUGGCGAUGAGGAUGCUGUCGAGGAUGCAGGCAUUCAAGGGAGCUGGGUGUGGUUGUGUGGAAGUGCUCUUCAGGAGCGACGCGCUGACGGUCUCCGAAUGGACAGGUUCUGGUGGGAUGAUUGGUCUUUGCUGCCGCUGUAUGCCUUGUCAGUUGCGAUGGUGCCUGUAGUCCACUAUGUCGUCUACUAUGGCUUCGGACAGGACAUUUGGGAGCUUCGCGCUGCUGAAGUCAGGAAGUACCUCAUCUGGUUCUACGUCACCCAGCCAAUCUACAUGACCAUCACCUUCGGCAGCAAAAUCUCCCUCCUGCUUCUCUACCUCCGCACCUGGCCGGGUCAGGACUUUCGGACUUUCCGCACCUUGUGUUGGAGUAUGAUCGUCCUGAUCCUUCUAAGCAUCGUGGCGAUCGUGUUGGCCAUGGUCUUCCAGUGCACUCCGAUCCACCUAGCAUGGAGCCUGGACAAACCAAGCCAAGCUGCGCAUUGUACCGAUCGGCCUACCUUGGUGAUUGUCAUCGCGGGGAUCAAUAUCUUAUACGAUGUUGCAGUGAUAUCGCUGCCACCACCAAGGCUAUUGAGAUUGGACAUAUCAUGGAAGCGGAAGCUUGGACUAGUCUUCGUCUUCUGCAUCGGCGCCAUCGUCACAGUAUGCAGCUGUGUUCGCAUCAAGUACAUGUCAAAAUUCGGCACGAGCGAGAAUCUCACCUGGGACUACGUCCCUAUCGGCGUUUGGUCCCUAGUUGAAAUAUACCUCUCCAUUGCCUGCACCUGUGCACCAGCUACCGCCGGACUCCUCAAACGAGCAUGGAACUACGCCAGCGGCCGCCACACCACCGUGACCGAAUACUCCCAUCAGGCCUCCGGUCAUGAACAUGACCCCGGGCUGAAGCGGGUAUUUUAUGGGAUGGCACCACCUUCGGAUGCCUUGGAUGGAGCUGCAGGAGGAGAAGGUAGGGAGGAGUCAUAG
Fulvia fulva is the source of this 1041-nucleotide messenger RNA. RefSeq lists its product as uncharacterized. The record is from RefSeq and is a predicted model, not a curated record. The coding region runs from base 1 to 1041 and encodes 346 amino acids. The transcript has 4 exons. NCBI's taxonomy places the organism in Eukaryota, Fungi, Ascomycota, Dothideomycetes, Mycosphaerellales, Mycosphaerellaceae.